Messenger RNA from Cyprinodon variegatus (sheepshead minnow), 867 nucleotides. RefSeq lists its product as uncharacterized. Gene Ontology annotation, biological process: T cell costimulation; immune response; positive regulation of T cell proliferation. The annotation marks the transcript as partial. NCBI's taxonomy places the organism in Eukaryota, Metazoa, Chordata, Actinopteri, Cyprinodontiformes, Cyprinodontidae. The record is from RefSeq and is a predicted model, not a curated record. Gene Ontology annotation, cellular component: external side of plasma membrane. The transcript has 3 exons.
ACUCAUCUGCUCCUUUGUUGUCUCUCAGUCCCACAGGUGGAGGUGGAGGCAGGAGAGAAGUCUGUCCUGCUGCCCUGCAGAACCAGAGAUAACCUGCCUGGAGAUGCUAGAGUGGAGUGGAAGGAUGGAGAAAAUGAUACAGUCCAUGUUUAUAAGAACGGUUCUGAUCAGUCUAAAAAACAGGAUGAGUUCUACAGCAAAAGAACCAAGAUGAAUGAAGACCUGCUGAGAACUGGAGACCUCAGUCUGACUCUGAGCUACCCAACAGAUAAAGACAGUAACAUCUUCACCUGCAGAGUCUACAGCAAGGAGGGAAACAUCCUGAUGAGGAAACAAGUUCAGCUAAAGGUCAAAGGUCAGUGCUAUAGGUCCAGGAUGUUUCUCAUUUUACAUCCUUGUCUGUCUUCCAUAUCUGUUAAACAUCGUCACCCUCGGUUCAAGUUCCUUUUCAACCCUAAGAAAACAUCAAGGCAAGUAUCCUCAGAGCACCUGGAUGUGUUCUGGUCUUGCCCAAUUUAUUUGAGGAUGGAUUCUGUGGACUUGGUUAAGGUGAAGGAGGGGGCGAAUUCUGUCACACUGCCAUUCAAGACAACACCUGAUCUGCCAGGAGAUACUGUGGUUAGGUGGUUGGACAAAAGAGACAACAAGGUCUAUGUCGUUAAGAAUGGUAAAGAUCAGGCGAAAGUACAAGAGGACUACAGAGGUAGAGCCAAGAUGAAAGAUGACCCACUGAACACUGGAGACCUCAGUCUGAUUCUGAUGAAGCCCACAAAGAAAGACAGUGGAAGGUACUAUUGUGGAGUCCACCACCAGGACAUCAGGAGAAAGCCUCUGUCUCCUCAUUACAAACAGCUGUGGACCAAGUAG